This is a messenger RNA of Eptesicus fuscus (big brown bat), 1820 nucleotides long. It is a transcript of the gene ARSA, whose product is annotated as arylsulfatase A. Gene Ontology annotation, molecular function: arylsulfatase activity. The transcript is spliced from 10 exons. Lineage: Eukaryota; Metazoa; Chordata; Mammalia; Chiroptera; Vespertilionidae. Bases 208 to 1731 code for a protein of 507 amino acids. The record is from RefSeq and is a predicted model, not a curated record.
GCGGCCCCACGCGCACCCGCUCCGCCCGGCGCCCGCCGCGCCCCGUCCUGGCCUCCCGGUCACGACCCCAGACUCCGACCCGCCCAAGCGUCGGUGUCAUGUGACUUCUGCCCCUGACCGCGAGCCUGGGCCGGACCCCUAGGAGAAGAGGCUCAGGUCUGUGCGAGAAUCUGGUCUCUGGUGACAAGCCUGUGUGUGCCUCAUGCCAUGGUGGUGCUGUGGGCCCUCGCUCUGGCCUUGGCUGCAGGUCUGGCCUCUGCCUACCCACCGAACAUUGUGCUGAUCUUUGCUGAUGACCUGGGUUACGGGGACCUGGGCUCCUACGGCCACCCCACAUCCACCACCCCCAACCUGGACCAGCUGGCCACCGCGGGGCUGCGGUUCACGGACUUCUACGUGCCAGUGUCUCUGUGCACGCCUUCCCGGGCUGCCCUCCUGACCGGCCGACUCCCAGUUCGGUCGGGCCUGUACCCUGGCGUUCUGGAGCCUGGCUCCCGAGGGGGCCUGCCCCUGGAGGAGGUGACCCUGGCUGAGAUCCUGGCUGCCCAAGGCUACCUCACAGGGAUGGCUGGCAAGUGGCAUCUUGGGGUGGGGCCUGAGGGGGCCUUUCUGCCCCCGCACCAGGGCUUCCAUCGAUUCCUGGGCAUCCCGUACUCCCAUGACCAGGGCCCUUGCCAGAACCUGACCUGCUUCCCACCGGCCACCCCCUGCAAUGGAAUCUGUGACCAGGGCCUGGUCCCUGUGCCGCUGUUAGCCAACCUGUCUGUGGAGGCGCAGCCCCCCUGGCUGCCUGGACUUGAGGCCCGCUACGUGGCUUUCGCACAUGACCUCAUGGUUGAUGCCCAUCGCCAGGGCCGCCCAUUCUUUCUGUACUACGCCUCCCACCAUACCCACUACCCCCAGUUCAGUGGGCAGAGCUUCGCCGGGCACUCAGGCCGCGGGCCAUUCGGAGACUCCCUGAUGGAGCUGGACUCGGCCGUGGGAGCCCUGAUGACAGCCGUGGGGGACCUGGGGCUGCUUAAAGACACACUGGUCAUCUUCACCGCAGACAACGGACCGGAGACGAUGCGGAUGUCCCGCGGCGGCUGCUCUGGCCCACUGCGAUGUGGAAAGGGAACCACCUUUGAGGGGGGCGUCCGAGAACCUGCCUUGGCCUUCUGGCCAGGUCACAUCACUCCCGGCGUGACCCACGAGCUGGCCAGCUCCCUGGACCUACUGCCCACCCUGGCAGCCCUGGCUGGGGCCCCACUGCCCAACGUCACCUUGGAUGGCUUUGACCUCAGCCCCCUGCUGCUGGGCAAAGGCAAGAGCCCCCGGCAGACUAUGUUCUUCUACCCAGCCUUCCCCGAUGAGAUCCGCGGGGUCUUUGCUGUGCGGAGCGGGAAGUACAAGGCCCACUUCUUCACCCAGGGCUCCGCCCAUAGUGACACCACAGCAGACCCUGCCUGCCAUGCUUCCAGCCCUCUGACUGCCCAUGAGCCCCCACUGCUCUUUGACCUAUCUGAGGACCCUGGUGAGAACUACAACCUGGUGGGGAGUGGGGCCGAGGUCGCCCCCCAGGCCCUGGAGGCGAUGAAACAGCUUCAGCUGCUCAAGGCCCAGUUUGAUGCUAGCAUGACCUUCAGCCCCAGCCAGAUGGCCCGGGGCGAGGACCCUGCCCUGCAGAUGUGCUGCCAGCCCAGCUGCAGCCCCUGGCCCACCUGCUGCCACUGCCCAGGGCCCCCGCGCUGAGGGCACCGGUCCAGGCCCGCCCCCCGUGGCUGAGGCUCAGGCAUGGACAUGUUUUUACCUGAUACCCCAAUAACACCAGGUAACACUUG